AUGUCAUUGUUAACUGGUCCACGUCCUUUUGUUGGAGUCUCUAUUCUCACACUCUGUCCACGACUUCAUCCAGGUUGUGUUCUCAUUUCGCAACGUUUGACAAGUCCAGGACGUGGGACUUUACAGCUACCAGGUGGUCAUCUUGAAUAUGGCGAAUCUUUCGAAGAUUGUGCUCGACGUGAACUAAACGAAGAAACUAAUCUUGAAUGCACUGCAGCUCCUCUUAAGCUCGUCUUCGUCAGCGAUUCCUUGUUUCCGCCGGACGACGGUGGCCCAAGACAUUACAUUACAUUACUGAUGAAAGCAGAAAUCAACGAUGACGCAUUACUUCGAUGGAUGGAACCAGAGAAGAACACGGAAUGGAAAUGGAUUCCUUGGACGGAUCUAAAAGAUAAAAACUUGUUCACACCAUUAAGAAAAGCGGUUGACAGUCUCGAAUUUAAUUCCAUUACUGAUAUGUCUAUGGAACAGCAAAAUUUUGUUUAG
Adineta ricciae is the source of this 486-nucleotide messenger RNA. NCBI's taxonomy places the organism in Eukaryota, Metazoa, Rotifera, Eurotatoria, Adinetida, Adinetidae. The record is from the annotation of a GenBank genome assembly.